Messenger RNA from Melanotaenia boesemani (Boeseman's rainbowfish), 2779 nucleotides. It is a transcript of the gene b3galt6, whose product is annotated as UDP-Gal:betaGal beta 1,3-galactosyltransferase polypeptide 6. Gene Ontology annotation, molecular function: UDP-galactosyltransferase activity. Lineage: Eukaryota; Metazoa; Chordata; Actinopteri; Atheriniformes; Melanotaeniidae. Gene Ontology annotation, cellular component: membrane. The transcript has 2 exons. Bases 335 to 1354 code for a protein of 339 amino acids. The record is from RefSeq and is a predicted model, not a curated record. Gene Ontology annotation, biological process: glycosaminoglycan biosynthetic process.
AUCCCUCUAUCGGGGCUACAUUUCCGUUUCCUCUUCGUCACAGCCACCCAGAACUGAGUUUACACUUUAAAAGCAUGGAAUGAAUACACUCAAUUCACUUUACCCAACGAACUGCUUGUUGUAAUUCGCCUGACCGACACCACUAAACGUACUGCUUUUUCCUUCUCUUCCAAAGACCAGUAUGAUCAAACUGUGUGUGUUUACAUCUGGUGGAGUGAGCUCAAAAAGUGCGCAGAUGAUUUCAUCUCGGUAGCUAACGCUAGCCCUGCGCAUCUGCUGUCUUUGGCCCGCCUUGGCUGCAUCAUUAGGGGACCUUUUUAAUAACCUAAGCACCAUGAAUCUGUUCCGUCUGGUGUGCCGCCACAAGACAGCUCUGGUCAUUGGGACAGUUUGCAGCUUCGCUGUAGUACUUGUCUUCUUGGCCAAAUGUACAUCAGAAACCCUGAAACAGGGUCAAUGGGAUCCUCCAGGUUUUGCCCCUCACAGUAAUUCUUUGCAGUCUCGUCCAGAGCAGCACAAUCCCCCCUCCACAUCCAAAGACUUGUCAGCAUUCCUCGUGAUCCUCAUUACAACGGGACCCAAAUACACAGAACGCAGGAGUAUUAUCCGCAGUACCUGGCUUUCUAAGCGGGAUACAGAUGUUCUGGCCUUGUUUGUGGUUGGAACUCACAGCCUUUCAAACGAAGACCUUCAGAAUCUGAACACAGAGCAAGGACGGCACAAGGACUUGCUUUUACUUCCUGAAUUGCAAGAUUCUUAUGAGAACUUAACACUGAAGCUGCUGCACAUGUACUCCUGGCUGGACCAGAACGUGGACUUCAAGUUUGUCCUGAAAGCAGACGAUGACACAUUUGCUCGCUUAGACCUCAUUAAAGAGGAGCUAAAGGGGAAGGAACCCAGUCGUUUGUACUGGGGCUUCUUCUCAGGGAGAGGUCGAGUAAAAACAGCUGGGAAGUGGCGUGAAAGUUCUUGGGAGCUCUGUGACUACUACCUACCCUAUGCGCUGGGUGGUGGCUACAUUCUUUCAGCUGACCUGGUACAUUAUGUGCAUCUAAAUACAGGAUACUUAAAGACAUGGCAGAGUGAGGAUGUGUCCCUGGGCGCCUGGCUGGCACCAGUAGAUGUUCGGCGGACACAUGAUCCACGCUUUGACACAGAGUAUAAAUCACGUGGCUGCAACAACAAAUACUUGGUGACACAUAAACAGAGCCUGGAGGACAUGUUGGAAAAACAUCAGACUCUGCAGCGUGACGGGAGGCUCUGCAAGGAAGAGGUCAAGCUGCGGUUGUCUUAUGUGUAUGACUGGAGUGUGCCACCCUCACAGUGCUGCCAAAGAAAAGACGGGAUCCCAUAACUGCUGUCUCUCCACAAGGCGGAAGUUUGCUUUCAUGUGAUGUAUAUUAUUAGCCAAUUUAGGAAGACUCAAAUUUUUAUCUGAUCUCCAUUGUUAGACUAUUUAAAGUUGUGCAACUGAUUAUAAAUAUUACAGCAAAAGUUGUGAUAUUAUAAAUGUAAUUUUAGAACUUAUGUUCUAUUUGUGAAAACAUAAAAAGUGACUGAUGCACAUCAGUUGUUCUCCAAUUACAGCAGGUUUAGCCCAAAAACCUACUGUAGAUUUUUUGCCACUGCGUUUGGAAGUUUAAAACAUCUGGUUGGAAGGAGAAAAACCCAAGUAACCAGUUUCCUUAAACCUGACCCUGGGUAUGAAACAUGAUCAUCUAGUAGGUUUCAUAAGUCCAAAUACAAAUGUGUUUUUCAUUUAAACCUAGUUUAAUGUGGUGUAAUAAUAUACAAAUGAAAAUGUUUUCAGAAAUAGGCUUUUAAAAGGGCUGUAGCUUUAUUAUAGAAUUAAAUAAUAGUUAUACAACUUCAAAUUGUUUAACAUGGAGAACUGGCCAAGAACUACAGUAUUGUCCUUCCUCAUAUUUGGAAUUGGAAGCCAGCACCAGUUCUGUGUCCGUUUUGACUUGCUAGCCCUGACCUGGCUGUUAUCCCCAGUUUUCAGCUUUGGUGGCCUACUUCUUUCCUGUUUUGCGCUUCAUCUGCUGUACUCCUAGCUUGGUAUUUUCUAACACAAUGUGAUAGGCUUUAAUUUUAUUUCAGUGUUGUAAAUUGUACAAAGAAACACUUACAGGAGAUUUUUACCCUGCCAUGAUGUCUACUUUAUGUUAAAGCAGGAUUUUUAUUUUUUUUCUUUGUAUUUUAUUUAUUGUUAACUUAUUUUGCAGUAAACACAACACACUGGUUCAGUUGAUGGAUGGAUGUGCAGGGGAUGUAGUUGCUGUUUGUAGAAACAGUUUGUAUUACUAAAUAUAACUGACAGAGUUAAUGAACAAGAAAUGUUUAAUUUCUAAAUGUAAUGCUUUUGUUAAUGAACAACAAUACUCCAACUCUUGCUUUUAAUUUUUCAAAGAAUGUGUACCAGAAAAUGGUUGGAUGUAUUUUGUUUAACCAGCCUUCUUAUUCCUCAUACUGAAGUCUGCAAUGGUACUAAAACGUCCAGUGCCACAGCCGCACUGGUGAGUUAUGGUCGAUGUGUUUACUGUGCAGCGAGAUCAAGUCAUUUGUGAAUGUUUUUUUUUUUAGCAGCACACCCAGCACUUUGUUGCUUUUUGUAAGCGAGAAAACCUCAUUUUUAAUUCCCAUAAUAAUUCUUUAUUGUUUGUCUUUUGAUGUGACGUGAGGCUUUCCAACCUAAACUCUCUGUGAUGUCAGUAGCUGUGUCUUGAAACUUGUGAAAUUUCUUCCUGGAGCAGCUUUGAUUAAAGAGUUUGACAUG